CGCACUGUGUACUACUGGCACAGCCUGUGGCGUAUGGAUAACUUCGGUACUGCCACUGAUCCUGUGGAAAAACUUCAGAGCAAGGCUCCGCUUUAUGCUGAGCAAGGGGUGGCACUUCACUUCACAAGAUCUCAAGACGGUAGUGUAUGGGCAGUGCUGAUUGUGACCCCAAUUAUGAGAAGGACGCAGCAGCUGCAUGCAGCAAGGGAAAUAGUCUUCAUUUACUCCACUGCUUCCUGCGAUGCUGCACACAGCACUGUAACAAUGCUUCUGGCAGCAACAAAUGCUGGUGCGGUUCCAAUCGCAGCAAUAAUGCAUAGCUCCCAGAGUACCGAGGGCUACUCCGAGGGCUACACCGAGGCAUUUGGGCUCUUACGAAACCACUAUCCCAGUUGCUUUGGAGGAAUGCAGGCACCGCAAGCGUUCAUGACGGACCACUCAAUGGCGGAAAAGGGAGCACUAGCGAAAAUUUGGCCAGAUGGGACACAGCUUCUGUGUCACUUCCACUUACUACAAGCAGAGUGGCGAUGGCUCACAUCAACAAAGAAUAAUGUGAGAAAGGAUGAGAGGCAAAACCUGCUAGCAGCAUUUCAAAGGAUACUGCGAGCAAAAUCCGAAGCAGAAUUAGAAGCAGCGAAAGCUGGCCUGCACAGUCAGUACCAUCCUGGGUAUUCUGCAAGAGUGGAUGCUCUCCUUGAGAAGAAAGAGGAAUUGGUGAUGUGCUUCCGAGCCGCCAUCAGUACUCGCGGACAUAACACAAACAGUUUUGCGGAAGCGUGUGUUCGCAUUCUUAAGGACAUCGUCUUGAACCGCACGAAGGCAUUCAAUGCAGUAGCUCUAGCCGACUUCAUCGCAACAGUGUGGGAGAAAUAUUUUGAGAACAGAAUACUCAAGCACGCACACGGCCGAGUAUCAGCACAUCAACUACUGUACCAUCGCCUUCUGAACAGAAUGAAUGCUGAGUCAGUGGAGAACAUUGUAGUUCUGGGAAACAGGCUAUAUCAAGUUCCAAGUGCAGAAAAAGGUGGACAGUUUUAUGAAGUGUGGGCAGAUGCCGGAGUGUGCAGUUGUCCUAGUGGACAGCAAGGCGGCUUCUGUAAACACCAAGCAGCUGUUCACAUGCGGUAUGGGGGACUGUUCCCGAACGCACCUCUGCUGAAUGCUAUACAACGCCAUGAACUGGGAAAACUCGCCCUCGGACAGAAGUGCCCUGACUACACAUUCUUCUGCGACUUCCAAGAGAACAUGGAGAACCCCUCAGCUGAGUGCCUAAUGGCACAGGACACAGAGCCAGAGCUACCAGAGCUGCAAUCACAACUUUUUCUAGAACCACAGCCAUCAACAUCUGGGGCCAGACAAACUGAACAUGUACACAAGGGUGACAUGCAUGCUGUCCAGGAAGAACAGAAACGACUUGUUGCCCUGGCUGGUCACAACGACACGUUUAACAAGUGUCUACAAAAGAUAGCCCAACGUUUGAGGUCCAUCAAGACUGAAAGUGGUGCAGUUAAUGCAGCUAUCAUUGUGAGCACCGCACUUACUGCCCACACGCGAAGAGGAGGGAAGAUAAAGGUUCAACCGACAGCAAUUGCAAGACGACGUGAAGGCGUCACCAAGGGGUCAAGGAGGAUACCUGCUGGCCGACCUUCCAAGGAGACAGUUCCCAGGAGGACAAAGAAGCGCCGCCACACACUAAGCAGCAGCGUCAGAGACAAUGUUCCCCAUGCCAAGCUGCAUGGCCAAGGGCAUUAGGCUACACCAUCAAAUGAUCGUCCCAGCUACCCAAAACUUCAGAACUUCUGUCCCCAGGUGUUACUUGCCUGUGCUGUCUUCUUGCAUGACAGCUUUCCCUGUACAGCUCUGAGCAGAGUUAAUAAUACCGCGGAUCCCUACUGCACAUCCCGGAAAUGCAACUCUAGCGGAUCCUGUAGAAGGUAUUAGGAGAGAAGGUUUGGGAAGCCAGCACCCGGGUAUCUUAGGGUGACAGGUGCCCAAACCUUGUGGCCCAUUACAUUUUAUGAGUACUGCUACAGUUGCAUUUCCAGGAUGCGUGGUAUGGAGCUGCGGUAUUAACUCUGCUCAGAGCUGUACCUCAUGGUCAUCUGCGUCAGCUGUGUGCAGAGCAUUUCCUACAGAAUGUCAUAACUUCUUAAACCUCUGUUCUACUUUUGCCUUAUCCCAGCUUGUCAGGCGGCCAGCCAACAAGCAGCCAAUAACAAACUAUACCACCAAUGUAUUACACCAUGUACUUACUGUUUGUAUAGAGCUUGCAUCGCCCAUCUUAUACGUUCCUAACCUUAAGGACCGAAGGCGGCCACAUAAUGUGAUUCGUUACCAUAAUAGCCAACUUCCAGAAGAAUUUUCUCGCUUACUUGAUCCUUUCCUUGACGGCUUUGACUGCAGACAUGUGGCAAAAAUUUUGAACUUGUUUGAAAGUAUGGUUCAUGACUUAAUGGGUAAUUUCAAUCAAGCGUGAACAGUUCCAACCAAUGCUCAAGCAGUUCUUUGUCUUUACCCAGUCACUGCACGCUAAUAUAAUGACCAACAUCGCCAACAGGCUACCUUCAUCAAAGCUUUUCAACUGCUCGCUAUUGCUCUAGUACAAAAGAGCGUGUCACAGUGCAUAACUAGCAAUUUAUACGGAGCCGCAUAUGCUUCAUUACACUCCGGCCAAGUAUUUACCGGAACGACUUCCAGAAGCCGUUGAUAUAUAUUUUUUUCUUUUUGUUUUUUCAGUAGGGUUAACAUUUUUGCAACGAUUCGGCUAGUGAAACCGAUAUGGAAUACUUCGUCGGGCCCUUCCCUCCUCUUCAUACCUUUCGAGCACUUGGGUAUUCCUUAUAUCUUUUCAGUUAACAGAGCAACAAAGGAGGCAUGAAUAGAGAUUAUAAUCAUAACAGAGCACCGCUUCACACGUUCAUGUAGCAAAGUUCGUCUCGUUUCACAGGCCACAAACGACUUCUUUCCGUGCAGUACAGCUUUGACUUGUGCAUAAAACUGCUCCCUCACCUGUUUCAAGCCAUUACACCGUCCCUUCACAUGUUCUUACUCCUGCCCCGUGUUCUCGUGGGGACGUUACCAAUUGCAGUAUCACUUCUCAACACAAAGAUAAAUAAGAAGGAAGUGAAACUUGCCACGCAGCAUAAAGCAAUUCUCCCAAUAAAAAACGAUGCGGUCCAAACAACGAAACACACGGAGGCCGCCAUAUUGCCUUUUGCUUGUCACGGAAAAGGUGACAUAUAAACGGAAACACAAAACGAAGAAUCAUAAUAAAUCUUAAAAGUCAUUGUAACGAACACAUUACCGAUAAAAAUACGAAAAUCCGUAGAAACAAGCUUUUUUAUGGAGACUGCAACAGCUACACUCGUUCAGGUUCGUUUUGUCGUCGCGCAGGUCUUGUCGUGCGGAAGCAAUAUGGCGGCCCUAGGAACUGUAAAUACGCCGAUGAAAGCUAGUGUAACUUUUCUUGAUUUCACCGUCGAGGCGAUGGUGUACUGUAGUUUGAAUUGUAUUAGAUAUUUUCUGUUCGGUUAUUCUCAACUGCAAUACAGUAUCCCGCGGCUCCCACGGCCCAAAUUUGGGAUAGCUGACACUUGCAUGCUUAACCUGCAUGCUCUUUUCAUGCCACAAGUGCGGCGUUUACUGCUAGGAAGUGCGCUCAAGUAGUAAAGAGGUCAACACUUAUGCCACAACUGGAUUUCAGUUCCCCUUUCUCGCUCUCUCUAAUUUCUAAUUCAUAUUGCAAUGAAAUGGCUUAUCGCUACAUUUAAUAACCGAGAUCGAAGUCUUACAACCAGACCUCUAAAAAUUACUUUUCCAAAGUAAUUGUAUUACGAUCACAAUUACAUGUUC
Molecule: messenger RNA, 3852 nt
Organism: Ornithodoros turicata
Lineage: Eukaryota; Metazoa; Arthropoda; Arachnida; Ixodida; Argasidae
Exons: 5
Coding region: 34-1752 (572 amino acids)
Molecular function (GO): zinc ion binding
Source: RefSeq, a predicted model, not a curated record